AAAAACAUUAAUAUUCGUAAGCACCCUCUUUAAAAAUGUUAACGCAUGCGCUGAAUGUAACAAUAUAACUAUGGUUUUCCCUUCGUGCUAGUCCCAUGGGAUAUUCAAUCCAAUGUACAACCAAUACCUUCCGUGACAAAGAUACAACGAGUCAUAUAUAUUUUCAGACCCAGCGAGUGUAAUCAUGUUCACCGUCAACUCACUCAGCGGCACAUUGACAGUUAACGAGUCUGAUCCGGUGACUUUACGAUGCCAGAUUGAUAGUAAUCCAGGAUCAGUCAUCAGGUUACUGAAUGGAACUGAGGAGUUGACAAGGGCAGAUAACUCCAUGACAUCAGAAUAUAGACUGGAGUCAGCAGACUGUAGACAAAGAGGGAACUACUCCUGUACUGCCGCUAACAAAAUCGGGGCACCUGUCAGCCAGAGAGUGGAGUUGCUGGUCAAAUGUUAUCCAAGACUAGAUGGGACUGUUGCCCAGCAACUCAAAUACGCCUCUAGACUGGAUGGUAAUGUGAACGUGUCUGUGUCAGUCCUGGCCUACCCCCUUCCUACAUUCACCUGGAGUAGAACCAACAGCACCAGCCAGGACCUCACUGGUUCCUCAAGCCCUGUCUCAGACAUCUCAGUCACUGCCAGACUACACCUUACUGACCUCCAACAGCAGGACUUUGGGGACUACAAUCUGACAGUGGACAAUGGUGUUGGCGGUUCAGUGGCCUACACAGUCAGCAUAGUGUCUGAAGGGUCACCACAGAUGCCUACACAGUUUAGAGAUCUGGAUAAUGCAACAACGUCGUCGGUAUGGUUAUCGUGGCUGCCUGGAUUCAAUGGUGGACACCCUCAGACGUUUCUGCUUGAGUAUCGGCAGUUUGCUACAAGAACUUGGACUGUCUACAAGAGUUAUGCAGACACCGGCAAGAUGAUGGUGGUGGAAGUGACUGGGCUUACACCGGGAGAUAUUCACAUAUUUCGACUACAUGCUAGAAAUGACUAUGUGGAUUCUAACAGAUAUGUAUUUGUAGAAACUAGGACUGCUGGAGAUCCACCAAAUCAGCAAAAACUCGAAACUCCAUGUUCGUAUACCGGGGUAAUAGCAGGAACCACAGUUGGGGGUAUUCUGCUUACCUUGCUCAUCGGGGGAAUUGUUCUGAUGGUACUGUACAGAAAGGGAUACAAGUUCGGACAUAUUCCGAAAGAAACUGCAUUACGAAAAAGCACCAGGAAUCCUGAAACUGUAGAAAUGGACAACAGGGGGUAUUCAUCAUUUGAUCAGAUAAAUGGUCCUGCCCAGUAUUCAAAUUUGGAGGAAUCAGAAAAACAACAGUACACACAGUUGAAGAUUUAUGAGAAUACGAAAGCGGAUGCUGCAGCAGAUACAAGUACCUAUGAAGGCAUGGCAGAGACUCCCCCUGUCACCUAUGAGUCCAUCAGAGCAUCUCCAUACCAGAACACUGAGGCACAUUCUCAAGGUCCUGACCACGGCAAUAAGUAACGAGGAAGGUAGACAUCAUCAUAUCAGAUCCAGUAACAGACCAAGGAACAUGGGCAGCAUAUCAGAAUCCUUUCCUUUGAGUAAAACAUCGUUAGACCCGUGAAGAACCGGGUUAGAAUAGGUCUUCAGCAAUCAAUGAUCGCUGUAAAAGGCGACGUUGCUUGUGGUAAGAGGCGGCUAACGGGAUCGGUUGGUCAGGCAUGAGGCAUGUCAUG
This is a messenger RNA of Haliotis rufescens (red abalone), 1707 nucleotides long. RefSeq names its product cell adhesion molecule-related/down-regulated by oncogenes-like. Gene Ontology annotation, cellular component: cell-cell junction. Gene Ontology annotation, molecular function: cell adhesion molecule binding. Bases 185 to 1492 code for a protein of 435 amino acids. NCBI's taxonomy places the organism in Eukaryota, Metazoa, Mollusca, Gastropoda, Lepetellida, Haliotidae. The record is from RefSeq and is a predicted model, not a curated record. The transcript has 9 exons. Gene Ontology annotation, biological process: cell-cell adhesion.